This is a messenger RNA of Aphanomyces astaci, 1279 nucleotides long. RefSeq names its product peptide chain release factor 1. Lineage: Eukaryota; Oomycota; Saprolegniomycetes; Saprolegniales; Verrucalvaceae. The transcript has 6 exons. Bases 30 to 1244 code for a protein of 404 amino acids. Gene Ontology annotation, molecular function: translation release factor activity, codon specific. The record is from RefSeq and is a predicted model, not a curated record. Gene Ontology annotation, biological process: translational termination.
CAGCAAUUGGCGCCGCAAAGCCAAGCACGAUGCGCCUUUUGCCGAUAUUUCGCCGCGCUGUGGCCGUCACAGGACGCCAUGACGUGAUGUUGCUGAAGAAUAGCAUGACAAGACGUCACUUUGCAUUGCACAGCUCCAUCUUGGAUCGCAUGAGCUUGCUCACAGCGCGCUAUAAGGUCCUCUCAGACGAACUCAGCAGCAAUGAUGGCAACAUCCCACCGUCGCGUCUCGCGGACCUGUCCAUCGAGCUCGCUGAAAUGGAGCCUGCAAUCCACGCCAUUCAAGAACUCACGCAGCGCCAGGAUUCGAUUUCAGAACUUGACGAAGUCAUUGCCGACACGCAAGCCGACGAUCCGGAUGCCAAAGAGCUUCGAGAGAUGGCGACCGAAGAAAAAUUUGAGUUGCUGCAUGGUCUGGACGACUUGGAAAAGGAAAUCACACGUCUCAUGCUUCCCAAAGAUAAAGACGACGACAAGAGCGCCAUUUUGGAAAUCCGCGCCGGCACUGGCGGCGACGAAGCCGCGCUGUUUGGUGCUGAUGUGUUUCGAAUGUAUCAAAAGUACUCCCUUCUUCAAGGGUGGAAGUUUGAGAUCCUCACCAUGAGCGACACGAGUUUGGGGGGAUGCAAGGAAUGCUCCGUCUCGAUCACUGGCAGAGGCGUGUACGGUCGCAUGAAGUUUGAAAGCGGCACCCAUCGCGUCCAGCGCGUUCCCGUCAACGACUCGCGAGUGCACACCAGCGCCAUCACAAUUGCCGUGUUGCCAGAAAUGAAUGAGGUGGAGAUGAAGACGCAUUUCCUGCCAAAGGACAUUCGCAUCGACGUGUACCGCGCCAGUGGCGCCGGCGGACAGCAUGUCAACACAACCGAAAGCGCCGUGCGCAUCACGCACUUGCCCACGGGCAUCGUCGCCGCUGUGCAGGACGAGCGCAGCCAGCACCAGAACAAAGCCAAGGCCAUGAAGAUCCUCUGCGCGCGGGUAUACGACGGCGAGCGCCGCGCCGCGUCCAAGAACCGCGACGACAUGCGCAACUCAAUCACAGGGAGUGGCGACCGGUCGGAACGAAUUCGUACGUACAACUUUCCCCAGAGCCGCAUCAGCGACCACCGCGUGGAGGGCUUGUCGAGCUACGGCAUUGAACGCAUGUUGGAAGGCGAGCUACUCGACGACAUCAUCGACGCCCUUGUGCUCAAAGACCAAAACGACAAACUGCAGCACAUGAAUUCAAAAUUGGAGAAAAAGUAAUCUCAAAAAGAUAAAAUAUAUUUCUUGGACGGGAA